Molecule: messenger RNA, 853 nt
Organism: Rubroshorea leprosula
Lineage: Eukaryota; Viridiplantae; Streptophyta; Magnoliopsida; Malvales; Dipterocarpaceae
Source: the annotation of a GenBank genome assembly
CAGGAAGAUCGGUAGAAAAUCUCUAAAGCAAAGGGGGAGAAAUAAUGGACAUCAUAUAUGAAAAGCCACAAACAGAAUGGGAGUAUGAGGCUGCCCAUGACACUCUCAUCGUCCAUCUCCCAGCAGAAUAUAAGAAGAAGGAAUUGAGGGUUCAGGUGACUAAUACAAGGGAGUUGUGGAUAAAGGCAGAACGAGAGGGCGGAGAGAAUAAACGUAUCCGGUUCCAUCUGACAAUUCCAAUUCGAGAUGACCAUGAUGCAAAUGGAAUCACUGCAACUUUUAGCGUAGGUAAGCUAUCUGUCAAAAUUCCGAAAUUGAAAGGAACAGUGGAGCCAAAGCCGACGCAGGGGAAGCCAAAACCGGAGGAAGAUGUGCGAAAAAGUAAAAAGGAGGAUCAAGAACAGUUUGCAGAUAAAGAAGCUCCUCCGACGACUACCACGGCGAAACCGAGAAUUGGGACAAGUACUGGUGAUGGGGUAGGAAAAACGAAUGGUGUUCCGAGUAAGGCAACAGAUGAAGGGAAGGAAGCUGAGAAGGGCAAGGGAGUAAUUGGGAAGGUAAAUCGCCUUGAUGAACAACCAGGAGUAGGAGCCUGUAAGCAAGUCUUUGACGGCUUAGUCAUGGUGAUCAAGAACCCAAAGAGAGUGAUGAACAUGGUACUUGCUCUUCUGUUGGUUGUGGUGCUUGGCCUUUAUGUUAAACAUGCAUUCAUGUCUAUGUUUGGAGAAACCGAUGAUAUUGAGGACUAAACUUGUAUAAUAAGCAAUCCUCCACCAUUAAUUUCAUCCAUAGAUUGCAUUAGAAUGUACACAUAUGAUGAGAAACACCAAAGCAAUGAAAUGCUCCAUAGUUC